UUCAAGAGAUUCCGUAAACCCUUCGGUCAGAAACGAAGAUGAUUGGGGGAAUGUGGCCUCAAAUGGGCUCGGUGAUAGCGAGUAUGGUGUUCGUUAUCACCAUAUUUCAACGAUACCUUCCCCUCCAACUUCGGGACCAUGUCGAAGGAUACACUCAAAAAUUAGUGGGCUUUGUCUACCCUUACAUCCAAAUCACCUUUGAUGAAUUCACCGAUGAUUUCCGCAACCAAAGCGAAAUCUAUUCCGCUAUCCAGAGCUACCUCAGCACAAAAUCUUCCACUUUGGAAUUUUUGAGUGAUUUCAAUUGGAGCAGUGUUGGCAGAUGGGGCUGCAGAGCUUAUUUGCGAAUUUUGGGCUGGAAGAUGAUGGAUUUUGAACUUGGACUCUUCUUGGAACUUGAAGAGGAGGUCAUAAUAUUUAAUUCAAGACGUUUUGGGCCUGAUUUGGAGCCAUGAAAGUCUAGAAACGUGGCUAUUUCUUUGCUGGGCAGAUUUCCUAGUCAAAAUAAGAAUGUAAUUCCUAGUUAUCUUUUUAAUAUUUUAUUUCCUUAUUUUUAGAAAACCUUUUCUAUGAGGGUUUUAAUUUGGAGUAGUAUAAAUAAGGCUUUUUAGCCAUUAGGAAAGGGGAGGAGAACACGGGCACUACUUUAGAGAGCUUUUGAAGUUUAUUUUCAAGGUGUUUCCUUUCCAUGUUCUUAAUAAUAUUUUGUUUUAUGAUUA
This is a messenger RNA of Malus domestica (apple), 719 nucleotides long. The record is from RefSeq and is a predicted model, not a curated record. Lineage: Eukaryota; Viridiplantae; Streptophyta; Magnoliopsida; Rosales; Rosaceae.